AUGGUAGAGUUUGCCAUCAACAACUCGGUGCAUGCGUCCACGACACAUACACCGUUUUACGUGAAUGGCUUGCGCCAUCCGCGUGUACCCACCUUACUAGAGUGUAACUCUGGUUUAAGGGGAGGGACUCGCGCGAGCAAAAACCGAUUUGGUUCACGCUCAUCACGCUCUGACGAAGAAGUCAUUGCGUUUGAUGCCGAUAUCGAUAACAUCGAUAUCGAAGAAGAUGAUGCCAGUGAGAGUGCGGAAGCCCUCACUGAAGACAAUGAUCCCAGUGAGAGUGCGGAAGCCCUCACUGAAGAAAAGGUUGUUGUCGCUGCAGUGCGCUCACAGCACACUGAAGCUAACGAGUCAUCAGAUGAGUUCAUACUGGCUCGUGAAACGGUAGUCCGUUUUGUGCAAGACUCCAUCGCCGAAGCGGUGGAUAAGCAAAAAGCAAAACGCUGA
Molecule: messenger RNA, 447 nt
Organism: Peronospora matthiolae
Lineage: Eukaryota; Oomycota; Peronosporomycetes; Peronosporales; Peronosporaceae
Source: the annotation of a GenBank genome assembly